Gracilinanus agilis (Agile Gracile Mouse Opossum) is the source of this 1398-nucleotide messenger RNA. RefSeq names its product FYVE, RhoGEF and PH domain containing 2 (gene FGD2). Lineage: Eukaryota; Metazoa; Chordata; Mammalia; Didelphimorphia; Didelphidae. Gene Ontology annotation, cellular component: cytoplasm. Gene Ontology annotation, molecular function: guanyl-nucleotide exchange factor activity. The coding region runs from base 1 to 1398 and encodes 465 amino acids. The record is from RefSeq and is a predicted model, not a curated record. Gene Ontology annotation, biological process: filopodium assembly; cytoskeleton organization. The transcript is spliced from 10 exons.
AUGAUUGUGUGUCCCACAUCCAGAGCCACCAACAAGCAGCCAGCCAACGACACAGCUUCUUCCAAAAGCUGCCCCGUGUCCCCCAGGGCAGGACAGCUCACUCCACUCUCUCCAGGCCUUCCUGAGACUCCAGGAGCUGAGACCAAAGACUCCAUGUCUGAACAAGAGCAGAGCAACUCCACAUCACAGAUGCCCCAGACUCUGAUGGAGCCCCAUUUUGAUAGGACUCCAAGACCUUGGGAAAGGGACAUUCUGGACGACAGACCAGGACCUGGCCACUGGGCAGUCAGCACCAGGUUACUCUCCUCUCUAAGAAAUAAGAUCUCCAACAGUGGCUGGAGGAAGUCCUGUGAAGCCACUGGAAACACCAGGAAGCAGGAGCCAGAAGAGAAUAAAAUUGUCAGGGAGCUCCUGGAGACUGAGCAGACUUAUGUGUCCCGCCUCCACCUGCUGGAUCAGGUCUUCUUUGAGGAGCUACUAAAGGAGGCUCGAAGCAGCAAGGCUUUCUCUGAAGACAUCGUCAAGCUCAUCUUCUCUAACAUUUCCUCCAUUCACCAAUUCCACUCCCAGUUCUUCCUCCCAGAGCUCCAGAGGCGUGUGGAUGAAUGGGUUGUCAUCCCCCGCAUUGGUGAUGUGAUCCAGAAACUGGCACCCUUUCUGAAGAUGUACGGUGAAUACGUGAAGAACUUUGAGCGGGCAGCAGAGCUGCUGGCCAUCUGGACAGAGAAGUGCCCACCCUUUCAAGAGGUCAUCACUCGAAUCCAGAACAGCGACAUCUCUGGCAGCCUCACCCUGCAACACCACAUGCUGGAGCCUGUGCAGAGGAUCCCUCGCUAUGAGUUGUUGCUGAAGGAGUAUGUCCAGAAGCUGCCCCCAGAUGCCCCAGACCGGGCUGAUGCCCAGAAAGCUUUGGACAUGAUCUUCUCUGCUGCUCAGCAUUCUAAUGCAGCCAUCACUGAAAUGGAACGUCUGCAGAACCUGUGGGAUGUGUAUCAGCGUCUUGGCCUUGAAGAUGAUAUUGUGGAUCCCUCCAAUGAAUUGCUGCAGGAGGGCCCCAUCCAGAAGAUCUCCUUCAGACAUAGCAGCACCAUGGAGCGCUACUUGUUCCUGUUCAACAAUAUGCUGCUGUAUUGUGUGCCUAAGGUGAUCCAGGUUGGGGCUCAGUUCCAGGUGAGGACCCGAAUCGAUGUGGCUGGGAUGAAGGUCCGAGAACUGAACGAUGUGGAAUUUCCUCACUCAUUCUUGGUGUCAGGAAAACAGAGGACCCUGGAACUUCAAGCCCAGUCUCAGGAAGAAAUGAAUACCUGGAUCCAGGUAACACCCUUCACCCAGCCUGGGAACUGGGAUUGGGGAGAAGAAGGCAGUGAGAACCUUGUUCCAGCCCUUCUAGCCUGCUAG